CUAUUUGAAUUAGCUAUUACACUGGCGGCUAAACGCACGUCGUCAGCAUACCGUUAAAUUAAUUUAACAUCAAAAUGUUGAAAAUAAUUAUUUUUGUUUCGUUAUUUGUCGCCAAUACAUUUGUGUCCUCUGAGUACAUAUUCAAAGGAUUUGAUGAUAGAUUCAAACCAGACUGGUGGCAAUCGGAAAUCAUCUACCAGAUUUACGUUCGUUCUUUUAAAGACAGUAACGGUGAUGGAGUCGGAGAUUUCAAUGGUAUUACGGAAAAAGUGGAUUAUUUUAAAAGCAUAAAUGUCGGAGCGGUUUGGUUAUCUCCAAUAUUUCAGUCUCCGCAAGACGAUUUUGGGUAUGACGUAUCGAACUUUAAGAUGGUUGAUCCAUUAUUCGGUACUAUGGCGGAUUUUGAUCGGAUGAGAGAUGCAUUUCACGAACGUGGUAUAAAAGUAAUUUUGGACUUUGUGCCGAACCACACAAGUGACGAACAUCCGUGGUUCCUGAAAUCUGUAGAUCGAAAAGAACCUUACACAAAUUACUACGUGUGGAAAGACCCAGUCGAUGUAAAUGGUACCAGAUCACCUCCGAAUAACUGGUUGGGAGUUUUCAAUACCGGGUCUGCGUGGGAGUGGAACGAAAAACGUCAACAAUACUAUUUCCACGCUUUCCAAAAAAAACAACCAGAUUUGAACUACAGAUGUCCAAUGGUCGUAGAAGAAAUCAAGAAUAUCAUAUUAUUUUGGCUGGGACGUGGCGUAGACGGAUUCAGAUUUGACGCUGUCAAUUAUCUAUACGAAAGAGAAGAUUUAAUCGAUGAAGGUAAAUCUUAUAAAGUCGGCAUAUUAGACACUGAUUACGACUCGCUAGUGCACAACUACACGCUGGAUCAACCAGAAACUUAUGAAAUGGUACGCGUCUGGAGAGAAUUGUUAGACGAUUAUUCAUCAUCCGAAAAAAAAACCAACUUCUUUAUGGUGGAAUGUUACUCACCACUAAACAACACUAUGCUAUAUUACGGUAACAAAACAUCUCCCGGAGCUCAUUUCCCAUUCAACUUUUUGUUGAUCAAUUCAAUCAAUCAGCAAUCCGAUGCCUACGAUGUCAGAGAUAUGAUUAAAACCUGGAUGCUGAACAUGCCUGACAAAAUGUGGCCCAACUGGGUGAUCGGCAAUCAUGACAAUUCACGAGUAGCGUCUAGGAUGAACCCGUUGUUGUUGGAUGGCAUGCACAUGUUGCAAAUGUUACUGCCGGGAACUGCGAUCACAUACUACGCCGACGAGUUAGGUGUACAAGACACGUAUGUCCGAUGGAACCAGACCUUGGACCCGGCCGGACUUAACGUCGGCGUAUUGCGGUACACGAAAUUCAGUCGGGAUCCUGCCAGAAGCCCGUUUCCCUGGGACGACUCUGAAAAUGCCGGUUUUACCAACGGAACGCAAACGUGGCUCCCCAUCAACCCGGAAUAUUGGCGUGAAAACUUGGUUCAGUUGUCUAAGUUUAAGAGUCAUCUUAGGACGUACAGACAGUUGGCGCGCUUGAGACAGAUACCCUCAAUCCUCAAAGGAGACUUGCACUUAUUCGUACUGUCACAAUGGGUGUUAGGCUUUUCGAGGAGUUUUUACGAUCAUCCAACUUUCUUCGUCGUCAUUAAUUUCGGCAGUGAAAUAGAGCGAAUCAAUAUAAGAUUAGCUAGACCAACAUUACCAGAAAUAUUAAAAGUCAAAGUUUCCAGUAUAAACUCAGGUUAUGUAACUGGAAAUUUAGUUAACGCGGAAGAAAUAAUUUUGAGACCAAAAGCAUCUAUGGUCCUCUCAACAGCAAAACCAAAUGAAGAUGUCAUUACGUUUUCUGAAAAUCAUUAAUAAUCACUCAUUAAACUAUUGAAGCAAGUAUUUAAGUUUAAGUACAAAUUAAAUUAAAAUUGGUUUUGAAACUUAAGCAGAGUUUUUUUUUUAAUAUAUUCUAUAUUUGUGUACAUGAUUUAUUAAUUGAAUACCAAACGUACAACAAAAAUGGUUUUUUUUUCACAUCGAUUUGGUACGGAAUAAAAAUUCAAAAGUGUUCAAGAUUUUCAUAAACAUCUACCUAAUAAUUAAGCUUAUUGGAAUAAAUAUUGUCUCAUAAUAAAUGUAUGAAUGAAACCUAUAGGUUAUUUAUUGCAAUGUAAUAAUUAUUUAUAAAAAUAAACUAAAGCAUAUUAAAUA
Messenger RNA from Aphis gossypii (cotton aphid), 2198 nucleotides. Its product is annotated as maltase 2-like. The record is from RefSeq and is a predicted model, not a curated record. Gene Ontology annotation, biological process: carbohydrate metabolic process. Bases 75 to 1856 code for a protein of 593 amino acids. Lineage: Eukaryota; Metazoa; Arthropoda; Insecta; Hemiptera; Aphididae. The transcript is spliced from 10 exons.